Linderina pennispora is the source of this 1989-nucleotide messenger RNA. Its product is annotated as OPT superfamily oligopeptide transporter. The transcript has a single exon. The annotation marks the transcript as partial. Lineage: Eukaryota; Fungi; Kickxellomycota; Kickxellomycetes; Kickxellales; Kickxellaceae. Gene Ontology annotation, biological process: transmembrane transport. Gene Ontology annotation, molecular function: oligopeptide transmembrane transporter activity. The record is from RefSeq and is a predicted model, not a curated record.
AACUCACCCUACGACAUGGUGCGGUCGGCUGUGUCUCCGACUGAUUCUGGUGUCCCCUCACUUACCUUCCGGUCGGUAAUCCUUGGCCUAUUCUUUGCAGCUGUCAUGGGUUUUACCGAUCAACUCAUGGUUUACAGGGAUACACCACUUCAGCUUACCAGCUAUGUGGUACAGAUUCUGUCGUUCCCACUCGGCUACUUCAUGUCGCGAAUUCUACCUACCCGGAGCUUUGAAACCUUUGGCUACACGUGGUCAUUCAACCCCGGCCGGUUCAGCAUCAAAGAGCAUGCCCUCAUCUCGAUAUUUGCAUCAUCUGCAACCAGCGGCAGCUAUGUCAUGAGCUCGGUCAUUCUACAAGACGUGCGGUAUGGCAACUCGUUAGGCUUUGGAGCAUCCGUUCUUCUUACUCUUUCGACGCAACUGCUGGGGUUCAGCUUCACUGGCAUUGUUCGCGAGGUCCUCAUUUACCCAGCGGCCAUGAUAUUCCCUGCAUCUCUGGUCAGCGUGACGCUUUUCCGCACAUUCCACGAUUCGACGUCAUAUAUGAACCAUGCCAAGCGAGUCAGAUUCUUCUGGAUUGCAUUCGCGGGCAUGUUCCUCUACAGCACGCUGCCUGGGUUUAUUAUGCCGAUUCUGGGUGCUGUGCCAAUUCUGUGCAUGGCAGCCCCAGAUAAUAUCAUUGCUCACCAGCUGGGGGGCGCGUUCCACGGGCUGGGUAUGCUUAAUUUCACAUUAGAUUGGUCGAUGGUCUCCAGUGGCUACUUUGGCCCUCCGGUCGCUAUUCCAUGGUACAUUGCCUGCAACAUGUUUGCUGGAUUUGUCAUCGUUUUUUGGCUGAUCGUUCCGAUAGGCUACUAUUCUGACACAUGGGGGUCCAGCAAACUUCCCAUCUACGCUAAUGGAAUGUUCCUUUCCAACGGCUCCCGCUACAACGUGUCGAUGGUUAUUGGCCCUGACGGAAAGCUGGACUCGGAUGCAUAUACGGCUUAUGGCUACUUGCGAGUUCCGUUUGCAGUAGCUGUGCAGAACUGCCGGGCGCUUAUUGCAAUUACGUCGCUGCUUGUAUACACAAUGCUUCACCACGGAAAGGACGUGUACCGCACAAUUUUCCAGGCUAACGAUGACCACGAUUACGACGACGACGAUAUCCAUGCUCGACUGAUGCGCCGCUACCCUGAGGUCCCUCACUGGUGGUACGCAGCUAUAUUCGUAUCUAUGCUCGCCAUGGGUAUCGCUGUUUGCGAAACCUACCACCUGCUUCCUUGGUACUGGAUGCUGUUGGGAACGAUCUUUUCGUUUACGUUCGUCAUUCCAAAUGGUAUCCUGAUGGCCCUGAGUAACCAACGGCUCGGACUAAACAUCAUUUCUGCGCUUAUUGCCGGCUACGGGAUCCCUGGAAACUACCUCGCCAACACCUUCUUUCGUGUCUACUCCCAUGUGCCUAUGUGGACUGCACUGAUUCAGAUCGGAAACCAUAAAAUGGCCCACUACCUCAAGAUACCGCCACGUCAUGUAUUCCUGGCACAGAUAUCCGGAAUAGUGGUCAUGGCGUUUGUGCAGAGUGGAGUCGGGACUUGGAUGCUGAGUACUGUCGAUGGAUUCUGCACCACAAACCCUGGCUGGUCCUGUGUCCAGAUCAACACAUACUACGAGUCAUCAGUCAUGUGGGGUCUAAUUGGUCCAGGACGCCUUCUCCAUGGUGGUUCCCCCUACGCACUCACCAAGUUCAUGUUUAUCAUCGGCACGAUAGUUCCUGUGCCCGUGUGGUAUCUGCAGAGGAAAUUCCCGGGUAGUUUCUGGCAUAAUAUCCAUCUACCGGUGUUGCUUUCCGCCAUGAUUCACAUGCCCGGUGCACCAUCAACUGUUAUGACUGGUUGGUUCUUGACCUGCUUCAUCUUCCAAUAUGUCAUCCACAAGUUCCACUAUAGGUGGUUCAAGCGAUUUGCAUUCACGCUAAUUGCUGCAUUUGACUCUAGCGUCACACUCUCC